Xyrichtys novacula (pearly razorfish) is the source of this 33482-nucleotide messenger RNA. The record is from the annotation of a GenBank genome assembly. NCBI's taxonomy places the organism in Eukaryota, Metazoa, Chordata, Actinopteri, Labriformes, Labridae.
ACACACAUCCAGAUCAAUGAGAGAGAGAGAGAGAGCGAGAGAGAGAGACGGCCUCUCUCUUCCAGGAAGGGAUUAUUAACCAGCACGCUGCCGACAUCUGAAGGGAAAACACACGCAGACAAAAGAAGUUUUCACUCCGCGCUAUGAGCCCGACCAGCAGAUAAAUUAAGACAAAGCAACAACAACAACAACAACACGGCUACAUGAGAAAGAGAACUUCUCCAACAACAAGCCGAGCAGUCGGGCUGCCGCUUCUGCCGCUGCUGCGUGGGUUUCUAUAGGGAGGGAAAAAAAGCAGAUAAAGAAGAAGAAGAAGAAGAGAAGAAGGACAGCGGAAAAGUGGAAGGACAAGGAGAGAAGAAGUUGACGGGAGAUAAUGUCUGAAUCCUCCUCCUCCGCUGCGUACAAGGUAACACAGCCUGCUCGUUUUCUGCUCUUUUGUUUACCUCUACUUUCUCUCUCUCUUUCUCUCUCUGUGUUUACUGUGAUAUUCCUCUCCGCUCGCGCAGACAUGGGAAGCUCACGAGCACGACGGGCUCGAGCGCCAUUCAGUUUGUUUUGCUAGUCAUCUGUUGCUCGCGGGCUCCACGCUUAAUAGUUCGCCUCCACUUCACUGCUGCUGCCGCCGCCGCUGAUGGGAAGAAGUCGUGACUGUCUGUGACACGCAAAACGUUUGAUUUACCACCCACCCUUAAAAAAGUGAAAAUGCCGGUGGGCGAACCUGUUGUACCGUGCACAUAAACACUGUCAUAAACGUGAGUACUUAAAGGAAUGUCGAUAUAAAAACAUUUAAGAGGGGUCUCCUUCAGAUGAAAGGUAAAGAGCAGCUAGAGCGGUUGACCGAUAAACCAUAUAAAAUAUAACCAGUCAAACUGUUCACAUCCAACUAAAGUCAUAUAUCAUUGAAGGAAUAAUAAGGGAAAAAAUCGUGCUUAAAUUAGAUGACACUUUUAUUUUAGUCAUAAUUUAUUGCAGAUAGUGGCGUUUUGACUCUAAAAACCAACGCACUGGUCGAUUAACCGAGUAAGAAUCGAUCGACCAAGACAGCUGUUCGUCUCAGCAGUACCUCAUUAAGUUUUCAGGCAAUAUUUGAUGAAACACUUUAGUACUUUAAUUGAACAUUAAAUAAAAAACUAUUCAUAUAUAAAAUAAGUCUACACAGUUGAUGUGCUUCAUGAGGACAUAUCACCGCAGGUAAAAGGGCUGCUGAAUAAAUCACAAUUUUGUUUUUUCUCGCAAGACAAAGACCCUUAAAACACACCCACCCUUAAAAAAGUGUAAAAGCCGGUGGGCGAACCUGUUGUAUCCUGCACAUAAACACUGUAAUAAAUGUGAGUACUUCAAGAAACGUUGAUAAAUAAAACAUUUAAGAGGAUUCUCCUUCAGUCACAACACCGCAGAAAAGGUAAAGAGCAACUGGAGCUGUUAAAUUCACUGUUGAAUUGGCCGAUAAAUCAUAUGAGAUAUAACCAGUCUAACUGUGCACAUCCAACUAUAGUUAUACAUUAUUGCAGGAUUAAUAAAGAAAAUAAAUCAUGCUCAGAAAAGAUUGUUCUUUGCUAAAGUCAGCUUAACUUAGAUGACACUUUUUUUUAUUUUAGUCAAAAAAUCUUAUGCAGAUAGUGGCGUCUUUUGUAUUUGCUUUUGACUUUAAAGACCAACCCACUGGUCGGUUAAUCAAGUAAGAAUCGGUCGACCAAGAGAGCUGUUCGUCUCAGCAGUACCUCUUUAAGUUUUCAGGCAAUAUUUGAUGAUACACUUUGUUACCUGAAUUAAACACUUAAUCAAAAACUAUUCUUAUAUAUAAAAAGUCGAUACAGUCUGUGUGCUUCAUGAGGAUAUAUCACCACAGGUAUUAGGGCUGCUGAAUAAAUCACAAUUUUGUUUUUUCUCGCAAGACAAAGAGAUGCAAAAGUCCAAGUUAAUUGUAAUGACAAGGGGCAACAAUUUAGCUUUGAUAUAAUUGCCUUCAGUCUCAUUAUUUAUUAAGUUUUCCCUUCUGUCAGGUGAAGUGAUGUUGUAGUGAAAAUGUUUUUUGAUUAAUUUUGGGUUAAGCAUAAAUAUGUUGUGGAAAACAUCACCAUAGCAGCAAACAGACAUCAAGAAGUGGGUAACCACUCACCCUGUGUCCAAGUAGCUGCUUGUUACUAGUUGGUGCUGUACUUGUGGUCACUUCGCCAAUUCAAACACUCACAUAUGACUGAUGACAUCUCGUGGUACGGCAGAGUUUGGCAGUAUCAGAGAUAAAGUUGUAUGUAGGCUGUUUCAGGUUAAAACCGCGCAGCCUUCAAGGCACGACAAGUACAGGCAUGUGGACAGUGAGGACAUUUACAAACACUUAAAGAAAUCAUUUUAUUGCAAUAAUGAAAUCAUACUUCUGAUAGUCGGGAUAAUGUACCUGGAUAAUGCGGUUUGAGAUUAAUUUUCUCUUGAUCAGAGAGAAACUGGUCUUAGUGUUCUCCGUAUGCUUCCGGGGGUAGUACAACGGGGUCAGCGGUGGUGGUUAAGAAGCAUGGAUGGGUUGCCAGGAAGCAAGUAGUAAACAAAACUUGGACAGUAAAAGAAAGGACGUAAACAACUUUCUUUACAAACGGCACAGAGCUGUAAAAGUCCUAUCCUGUAGCCUCUUGCUAACUUUUUAAAAAACAUUUGGUUAUUCAUUUUAAACGAAACAAAAAUAGACAGAGAAUUUAAGUUCCUAAUAGAUGAUUAAAGACAAACCUGAUCAGUACAUCUCACUCUGACGACCACGAGAUGAGACUAACCAGAUAGUUGUGCAGAAAUUCAACAUAACUCACUCUUUAUAGUCUACGGAAAGCCAAUUUUGAGGUGUUGUUUUAGGACUCCUCUUUGAGGUUGUUUUGAGCACUUGCUUGUAUGAAUUUUAAAAUCUUAUAUGGAAACAAACAGGCGUUUAUUGCGGGUAGUCGGACCCAAGUGCAAACAUCAAAGAAAAAUUAUUUCAGAAGUGAAGAUUGGCCUGAAAUAACUGAAAAUCAUCCCGUCUGUUCAGAGGCAGAGGUGAAAUAUGGUGUUUUGUUUGUGAGAGAUGUGUAGUCAUUACUGAGUCUGAUGUCACCGCACGAUUGCAGUUGCAUGCAGCAGAACGGGCCGCCCUUCACCAUAAGAAGUUUCCCACCACAGCUGUCAGUGGACGGGACUGCAGCCCACUCCUGUCUCAAAUCCCCCUGCGCUCUCUUGCAGCAUCCGUAUCACAAGCUGGUCCGUGUAGCCCCAGAUGUAUUAGAACUUACCUGACCCUUUUUUUUAGCAGACGUAAAGAGAGGCCGCCGAACCUUAGAGGAGGAAAUAAAAGACUCAGAGAUUAUUGCUCGGCUUCCACAGGAAAUUCCUGGUGCAUACAGUUGGCGUGCAGGUCUCAUAGAGGCUGGGUGGUGAAACUAGGGGGAGAAACAGCUAAAAUGAAGCUUCAUUUCCUCAAGAAACUGAAGCAUUUACAGGAAAGGAAACCAGUCAACAGAGCACGGCCGCAAACUGGAAAACCUCAUACCUUAGUCUAAACUUGGUACUCGUGCUGUACAGUAGCAGAGAGUCCUAGAUCUCAGUAUUGAGGAGACAUCAUCUUAAACAGUUUUCAUGAUGAAACUUUUCAAAACGAGUCAAUAGUUUGGACUAGCACAAUAGAUAUACAUAUUGUCAAUCAGAUUCAUGUUGGAAAGAACAGAAAUUUUCAUGACAGGUCGAAACCAGGAAAUGUUUAGUCUUUCUUGUGCUUGGUCUGACUGCAUACCGAAACAGCAGGAGAGUUAUUCUGAGGUGACUUUAAUUACUCAUCGAUAUUCAGUCAUCCCCAGUUAAUGUGACUGCAUUUACAUGUUAAAGCGGGGUGCACACAUGAGGAUUUUUUAAAUCUAAAGAGACUUUUUAUCUGUUAUAGACCCCACACAUGAAGAUCAAAAAUCAGGCAUUGAACAGUUUUGAUCGUACUCAGUGUGGUGUGCUCCGAUAAUCUCAACACAGCACACCACACACAAAACGAUUCUGUUCCACCACAGAAAUCUCGCGAGAUAAAACGUGAUCUAACAGAAACGAAGAAACAUAUCAACAACCGGGAACACAAGACGCAACAUGGAAGACGACACACAAGAGGAGGGAAUGAUGGUGGUUUUGGGAGUAUUUUUGACAGAAAAAUCCCUUACUCCUGUACGCCAUGCUUUAUUUUUAUUCACGUUAUUUGGUUCCUUGUUCCUCAGUCAGCUCGCUUCUUGAUUGGCUACAUUCUGUUUCACGGAGUCAUGACUCAGGAGUCGUCGGCUUUCCCCACACACGUGAAGAUUUUUGGUCGUAAUAUUGAACAAGUUUAAUAUUUACGAUAGUCGGCCCCGACCCGUUUCGGAUCCAAUCAUUGGAACAAAUUCACUCUUAAUACACCUCAGACCACAGGAUUAUCUUGUUGGAUAAUCUUGGAAGGCAUAAGAUAAUCUUCUGAUUGUCGUCCUUGGUCGGGAGGGGGAAAAAUCGGGACAAAAACAGCCCGAUCAUCUUUAUGUGUGUACCCCGCUUUAGAGUAGAGUUUGGUAUUGGAAAUGAAAGGAUUGUCCCAUUUGACAGGUUUUGAUGAUAUCUUUUUAAAAAGACAAUGCUGAGUUUGUGCAUAAAUUAAGCUUAGGGUAGUACCUUGAGUUCAUGUUCAUGGUGGUCCUUUACAGCGGCCGCCAUGUCUUCAAACCUAGGUGAGAUGAAGAAGAAGCUGAUAGUAAGCUAGCUGUAGCAGCACACAGAGAGAUGAUAAGACACCCUGAAAGCUGAUGUUAGAGCUUUUGUCUCAUUAGGUAAUUAUUUUCUUUCUAACUUUGCAUCCAGUUCUUGCACCUAUGAUCUAGUGCAGAAAAGCAUAUUUUCCAAUGCAGGAAACAAAACAACGUGAAUGCAAGAUGUGUCGUUUUUAACAGCAGAAUGAUGUGAUCUGUAGUGAUAUUUUAGACCUUGCUUAAAAUUCACGACUCAGGAAAGUUUUGAUUGACUAUUUUUGUGCUGAGAGUGAGGCAUUCAUGCAAACCAUUAUGAAAAAUUUGAUUAGUUCAUUACCAAUACUUAACGAGAUGUCUCAUUCACUCAGCGGAAAUGUCUUAAUUUGCAGGUUCAAGCGUAACCGAAUCUGUUUUCAGUCAUUCUUGUCAAUUUUCCAUUAUUCCUCCUGAACCGUUGUUCCUACCAUUUAAAGACAUCAAAUCGAACGCGUGACUAAUGCGGCAUAUUUUUCCAGAGGGAAUGAUUGGAAAUGGGUUACACUGUGAUGUUUCUGCGCCGCUAAUUCAUCAUGACAACACUGUGAAAGCCACCUUUGCAAACAUAGCCUUGGUUAGUUAUGAGGUUACUGCACUGCGAAACAACAAUGUGCCGAUGUGAAGCAUGUGCGGCAUUCGGGAUAUUUGCAUCUCCAGAAUGUGUCUUCCCGGCAUGUCAGGCCUGUUUAUUAGAAGCACAUACUCCCCUGUGUACAAAGAUGAAGCCGAGCCUCGCUGCUGCUGUGAGUGCAUGUUGAGGUGAGAGGAGUUGGCGUGGGGCUGUUUGGGUUCAGGGCCGGUGCAUCGUGGAGCUUUGUGAGCCAUGCUUUGUGUCUCUGUGUCUAUUCAUAGCAGGAGAGGAGUUUUUUCAGUCCUUCCGCGAACCCGCUGCCAAACUCCACUUCCUCCCCCGUCCAUGCUCCCGCCGCGAGGCCAGCCAGCCGAAUGAAGGACGAGCCUGCCAGGCUGCCUGCGCACCUGCGUGAGUCACACACACUCUAACACACUCACACACACACACCCAGAUGAGCAGCGACUCUGACACACUGAUCAGCUGGUCAGUUUAACAGGCUCAUUUUUGCCAGGUUAUUCAAUAUCUGUCUUUUCCAUUUGAUUAUCUUCGAAGUUGGAUUUGAACUGAGAUCUGCUGUCAAUCAAACGCUUUGGGCGGGACUCUGAUAUCCCCCUUUAGACCCAGUUUGAGCUCCUGCAGGUGCCAUUAUCAUAAUCAGUGUCAUGCAUAAAUAAAAACGAUGCUUUAAUAGUUAACAUCCUUCACAUCCAAUUAUGACAACACCCACCACAUUAUUGCUGCAUGAGUGCCGGUCCCUCUCACAAUAGACCUCUCAGCUGGGAGGCGUUGAGGCAGAUCUGGGGUCAGACACCUGAACCGUACACGCUUCCACUGGACCAGAACUGACAGAGCUACUGCACUGGAAUAACCAAGAGUUAGUCUGGAGGCAGGUACAGAUAAUGUGGAGUUUGGUGGACACACGGGGGGCAAAAUGAGACGCAGGGAAACAAAACUUAUUGCUCACAACUUUGAGAACCGAAACUAACAGGAUUAGCUGAUUAAUUUGUCUCAAGGAUCAUGUUUGCGUUGAGCCCGUUUCGAUACACAAGACGCUUUCUUUUCAUUUCUUCUAUUAAGAGGUGGUCUUGACGCACACAACGGCAAGAUGAUUCAGUCCCGGCUUCUCACUGCAUCAGGAAUAAUUGAAUGGGAUAAAAUUAGGUCCGAAUUGCUUCCGACAUCAAAGAUUUUGUUAUUGAUUUGAAAGGUUGGUUUCCCAGUGAUUGCCACUCUCCCACUGAGGGGAAACUGAGGCGGUCAGGACGUUGUAAAUUGGAUUAGGAGUGGGGUUUGUCGUCCGUCAUCAAAUGUGUCAUUGACAGAGCUCCAAGAUCAAGAAACUCUUACUUUUUACCGUAGAAAGAAAGUGCAGUGUUGCUGCAUUCCUGCUCUUAGUGCUGAUGCACUUUGGUGGCUGCGGUUAUGAAGCCCAGAGAUGACGGUCACCAUAAUAAAAACGCUAACUUCCGUUUAAUUAAACCAGCAAAGAGGUGGAGCUGAGGCCACGAGCCUUUGCCGUCUGGCACACACCUACACACCUCCCUGUCAGUCAGAUUACCCACACCCUCCAUCAUGGCUAAUUAUGCAUAACAAACAGCUUUAACAUAAUAGAAACAGAUGUGCUACAAAAAAUCAUCCGCAAGACGAAUGAGAUAUUGACACCAAAACAGGGAGUGGAUGUGUGCUUUGGUUUUGGAUUUGUAGAUCACGUCAUGUUACCAAACCUUCUUCAAUAGAGCGAUGGAGCAGAAGACAAACCAUAGAAACGUUUGUUCCUUCAAGGGUGCUUAAAGGGCCCUUUUGUCCUCUAUCAAAAUAAAAGCAUCUCAAUUAACAAAACUAAAAAUAAAGAAGCCAAGGCAUGAGGCAGUGAAAAUGGCGAUGUUAUAAUCUGGCAGACGUGUCCUCUGUCCUUUCUAAUUAAAAUGAAAAAUAAAAUAACCUAAGCAUAAGGCAGAGGCGUCUGUUGUCCUUUCAAAAUAAAAGCAUGUUUAAAAUCAGUAAAAUUGGCAAUAUUUUGAUUGAUCAGAGGCGCCUUCUAUCCUUUCAACACAAAAGUAUAUUUGUUGAAAAAAUGAAAAAUAAAGUUGCCAAAGCACAAGGCAGUAAAUAACAGCACAAUUACAUAUAGCAGAAGUGCUUCUUGUGUUCCUUCAAAAUAAAGCCAUGUUUAUAAUAAAAUAGGUAAAAGGGUCACUUUGGCAUAAAGCUGUAAAAGGGGCCAAAUAUGAAAUAAAAGCAUAAAAUGGCAAAAAAAAAAGUAACUUUGACAUAAGGCUGUAAAAAAAAGCAAAAUUAAAACACACCAACUCUUUUCCAAAGCUUGAGAAUACACUGUUUUUUUUUUUUAAACAGCCACAGCAGAACUCUAUUCUAACACGAGUCAAGUGUUCUGUUGUAUCCCUAACUCUUCAUUUCCCACGGGGUGUUUUAGAAGUUGGAACAUUGUUUGCUAAAGAGAGACAAAGUUUUAUUUGUUGUACGCAUAAAGCGAGAAAGCAAUGGGAGAAUCUCAUCUUCAGGUUGGUGAGGGAAACGCAUUUUGUGUGACUUUUAGACCUCAAGGAUAGACAGAAAAGGUAAACCUAAAUGUAAGAACAAGUGUUUUGUGUUCACAAAAAAACAUACUCACUGAAGGCGAAUCAAAGAAAAUGCUGCGGUAUACGUAGAAAUACGUAUCUAUAUUUAUAUUUGAUAUUUCUUUUUUCGUCUUUAUCUUUCUAUUUUAUUCUUAUACAUACAUUUUAUUUGACUGUUCUGUAGAAUUCUUGUCUUGUAUAUAAAGUACCUUCUUUCUUAUGACUAUUUGUACUUUUACUACCUUAUUUUUACUUGUCUAUUGCACUGGAAAAGGAGAAGCUCUCUAAUCCGGUUGUAAUUUUAGUAUGAUGAUAAUAAAGGACAUUCUGAUUCAUCUCACACACAGAUGCGCCGCGUUCAAUCGCAUCGGAACGCCUAUGGUGCAUUCAUAUGCAAGCAUAUGAAAACUCAACGUAAAACACAAUAUAACUGAACGGUAUUUACUUAAAAACACCUGAACAACAUGAGCUUUCUAACAGGCAUUGUGCCAUGUCUCUAACGCAAUGCCUUACGACAAAACAUCAAAGAGAAACAGAUGCAGUAGCUUAUUGUAUUGCAAAAGAUAUGCGACAAUAAGCAUUGUUAAAUUUUAUUUUUUAUACCCUGAUAUAUAUCGAUAUUGACUGAUAGGAAAAAACAUAUUGUGAUAAACUUUUUCCUAUAUCGCCCAGCCCUAACACAAGCUAACUGGUAGAAGAACUGUUUCCGUUUAUUGGCUACUCAAAUCAAAUCCAACAUGAACCAGGGGUACGACAGCGACAACUUGUGCACUAUUUUUUUAAUGCAGACCCAGGAAAACCAACCAUAGGCUCUGGAUUAGACUACCUGGAAUGUCAGGUGUACGUUGACCCGGGAGAGAAAGCAAAGUGAGAAGCGAAAAGUCUGCAGGUGAGGCAGAAGAGGAUAUAGGUGUGAGGAAAUGAAAUGAAGCAACACUGUGACAUUCACAAGCCUUCGGGGCUUUGGCUCAGUAUUGCUGAACCAAUCAUAAAACAGGUGGGGCUGGAGCGGUGCCAAAAGAUAUGCUCUACGUUCAAAGAGUAAUCCUGAGCUGCUUUGUCCGUAUGCCCGUCAAUAUUUAACCCGUUUAUUUAUUUUUCUUGCAAGUGUGAAGUUCAGGGCUUUUGUGUGGGCGCUAGGCCGGGUGGCUGCACAGGCCAUGAGGCUGGGUGAGACACAGGAAACUCCCUCAACCCACUUCCUCUUUUGCAUUGUUGCAGAAAAAGGAAGAACGCUCAACAGGUCCGCGUUCAGUUUCCUGUCGCGCUAACUGAUGGGUCAGUUCACGUCCGCAGAGAUGUGGAAGUCCUCUUUUUGUUUUAAUCAGAUUUCAAACACAGUUCCUCACACAGACGGGAGUGUCACACAUCUGCAGGUCAGGAAAAUGUCUCUCUCUCUUUCCUCUCAAGUGUUCACUUCGUGGAGUCCUCUCUCCUGACAGACAGCUACAUGUCUUUGUCACAUGCAAUCUAAACACCUCCACUCGUCCUUUCUCCUCUGCCUAUAUAAACACACGUGCUGGAAAACAAGCCGUCCAUUAACCCCCACACUCAGAGGGAGUUCUGUCCUGAGGGGGGAGAGGGAAGGAAGAGAGCAGGAGGAGGAGGAGGAGGAGGAGGGGCGGGAAAGGGGGAAGGGAGGAGGAGGAGGAGGAGAGGGAGGAGGGGAGGGGAAAAAAGACAGAAAGAAAAAGAAUGAGGGAGGAAAUUGCAGUGUGGGCAGAAAUCCGCCUUCUCCAUUUCCUGAGGAGGAAGUGGAUUAGAUCGGGGAGAGUUGCAGCCUGCUCCUCACUCUAAAGAAUGCUACCAGGCUCGCUUUUAACCCUCUUUACCAGACACCGCACAAAACCUCAUCUUUUGAAGUUACUCAGAAACAGACUCUCCUUUUAUUCCCCUCAAAUCUUCUGCUCUUACUUUCUUUGUUUGUUCCUUCUUAUCAUCCUUGUGGUGUUUUUCAAUCGCUGCAGGUUUUUUAUGGCUCAUUUCUCACGUGGUUUUUUGCAUUUAUUUACAGAGAGUAAAUAAACCGAAGACAAUUAAGGACCUAUGCAAGUUUGUACGAAUCAAUAUAGGAUGUCAAGAUGAAAAGUGCAGACUGUACAAAGUAGGGCAAAUUCAGUUUAUAGAGUAUACAGUGUGUAGAGUGAAGUUAAAUGAGAAAUCAAUCAAUCAGUCAAUCAAUCAGAACCAGACUCAUGUUAGACAGUCAUCUGCUGAGACUGCACUGGGUUUAGAGAGGGGAUAGAAGGAGCUGCAGAAAGAGAGAGAGAUGGACAGAGGUGAGGUUGAUGCAUGUAGUUGAAGCAGCUGGAAAAAAAGUGACAAAGGCAGCGAAACAUCUGCAGCAGCGAUCCAGAGGAACCUACAGCAUGAUGGAGCUCAGGGACUCCCAGAAAGUUCCCACUGCGCAAUGCGACGUCGAAAUGACGUCUAUUUAAGGUGUUUUUUCCACGAUAAGGUGCAAAUGUGGACGUCAUUUCAAUGUCUAAAAGAGGUCCAAUAAUGACAUCUAAAUCUUGGAUCCAUUUUGCACAUUGUGCCGACGUCUAGAUUUGGUCUUCAGAUGACGUCCAAAUUCUAAACGUCAGAGUGACGUCUAAAAGAGGUCCAAUUUAGACGUCAAAAUUUCUAACCUAUUUGUGUAAGAUGUGGUCUUCUACGGACCGACCCAAUACUGACUUGACCUGCACGUCUCUUCGACGUCCAAUGUUUGGUGGGUAGGGCUGGGCGAUGGACCCAAAAUUUACAGAUACCAAAAUUUACGAGAAUAACCACUGUCAUUGUGCCCAUGUCAAUAUAAUCGGUGUCAAAAAAAUCAAUAAAUAAAAGUUGGUUUUGGAUGUGUGUAGGUAGGCUAUGGUCUCAUGUCCCUUUUAAGAUGCUGUCCUACGUCAGAGACAUGACUCCACCCCAUCUAGUCCGUAACAAAGAGGGAAAGACAGGUGAGGAGAUGGAGGACGGUUCAAAAGUUGUAGCAGCUGAAGUAGAUGAAGUUAAUGUGGGAGGGGGUGAGCAGCUUGUUGAGUAGUUAUCGAGGUGAACUGCUCAAUAUAUCAUGAUAUUGAUUUAAGGCCAUAUCGCCCAGCCCUAAAAAGUCCCAGAAUGUGUUGCUGGAUCAAUAUGUUCGAGUGUUUUAAAAACCUCAAAGUUAAUGAUUAAGACCCAUAAUUGCAGAGACCCUCACUUUUGUCAUUCAGCAGUGUGUAAUUCAAAAGAACAGUGAUGGAAGUAAUAGGUAAAAAAAAAUAUGAAUUACCAGUAAAUGUUUCCCAGUAACUUCAAUUACAAAGACUGGGAAAGAGCUGAAAAUAUGUUAUUGAUUAUAACAACGAUGAGUCAAGACUGAAAUGUUGAAAAAACAAAAACAUAUCCUUGUAACAGGCUGAUUUAGUGGGGGGUCUAGUGUUAGUUUUGUGACUCAUCUGCAGUAAGUUUAGUAGGGUUGGUAGGCUUUCUGCAUCCAUGCAUCUCUCACUGUUUUACUGUUGAUUCCUGGUGCAUGUCAUGAAAAAACCAAAACCAUGUAUACUAGAAUUUUGUCCAGGAGGGUGGGUACCAGUGGAGCAGCUGAAGAAAAACUCAUUUUCAAACCAACCAUGCGUCAGUGCUUGUCGUGUUCAUAACAGUUUUUGCAACACAGAAAGAGUCCUCACAUAUGCUUCCUUGUGUAGUAUUUUUCAAUAUCAUAACAUACUAACCAGAUGCGUCUUCCAUGAAAGACGAGAGGCUUUUGCAGGAGAUGCAUCCGCCUCAAAAUCACCAGUUAACGGGGUCGCCCUAUGAAAAAAUGCAGAGUCUCCAUUUUGAAAUUUGAUGGACCGCAGAUAUUGCAGCCGUAAGCAUCAUAAAGUGACGUGUGCUUGAUUUCUCUCUGGUGCACAUGCUGGAUCUCUCCAUCAAAAACAUCUGGCUAUUUCAUACGUAUUUGUCCACCUGCUAAUGUCCUCUAUCCGCUUACUGAUAUUUCUUGGAUCCGGACGUCACUCAGUGACUGUGUAGGAGAAAGUAGUGAUCACUGAUGAUCAAACUCUUUGUUUAAAUUGAAAAACCAUUGAAGGAUGUCGUACUUCUGUUCCUGUAUAUGUACACAACAUUGUAAAAAGACAAGAAAUGAGUCUGAGGAGACAAAGGCGCAGUAUUUAAAAAGCUACUAAAUGACUUCAGUCACACGACCACGAUGUUUCAUUUGUUGUUUUGUUUCUCACACUCACUAAAAGUCCCGCUGACGCUGAACCGAUGAACUGGAUUUGUCGGGUUUUAUUUCGGUCACAAUCAAAGCAACGGUCGCUCGACAUGAAGCCCACGUACGCUAAGCAUGACGCAACGGAGAGCGAGUCAGUAAGACCAAAACACUGAAUUAUUCAAAGGCCAAAAAAGAGAAAGACGAGUGUUAUUUCACGGUAAACAGACAGGAAAUACAAAGAACAGUGGGUGCGAGAGUAGAAAUAUCCUAGAGGAUGAUUAAAAAAAAAAAAAAUGAUGUCCAUGGAAACAAGACUGGCUGGUUUCCUCGGUGUGUGUUUGUGUGUGUGUGCGCUCACAGCUGGGUUUGCAUGCUUGUAUGAGUGGGUGGAUGAGUGUGAGUGAAUCUUGUGUCUUUGUGCAGAGCUUGCCAGAGGUAUUGUAGGUGUGUGUGUACAGUAUAUGACUGCAGCCCCUCUCACCACAGCUUCUCUUUGUGUGUGUGUGUGUAUGGGGGGGGUUGUCAGAAGGUAUGUGUGUGUGUGUUAUUGCACGGUGUGUGUGUGUGUUUGGUCUUUCUGAGGGGAAAUUUCCUGCCCCUGGAAGCAGCUCUUGUCCUCAGGAAUUUCCUGAGUGGGCAGACGGCGCUUCCUGAAUAAAUGUUGUUGUUUUGUUGUGUGUGUGCGUGUGUGUGUGUGUGUGUGAGUGCGUGUGUAUGUGUGUGUGUGUUUUAACUGGCUCUCUUUUCUCUUCUGAAAGGGAAACUGUUCUCACAUGCCAGUGAGUGAGCUGAGCGCAGCCCCCUUCUCUUCCUGUUCGCGACACACUCCACAUGGUGUUUCUAACUCGAGACGGGGGGGGGACGCUUUCCUCUAAACAUCACAAUGAAUUCACGCUCAUUUUACUGACUUAUGGCAUGUUUAACUAGGAGAGUCAUAAAAGCAUUAAUCCUCAUCCUCUUGGUAAACAAAGGCUUGAUUUGGAGACAUGCUGAGUCUGAAACAAAACCUAAACACGGGUGUAGAGUACUUCUACUUUUGGUCAUUUUUGAUGACUGCAUGUUUCCAAAAGUCCUCAUUUCUACCCAAACACCCACAUUUAUGAUGAUUAGGUCUAAUGAGUCCUGGUGUGUCCCUCUCUGCGUAGUUAAGACCCUCUCAUGCACUGGUGAUGAUGAUUCGGAUCCAAAGCCUCUGCUGAACAUGUUUACUCUUACAAAUAUAACCUGCAUGCCAGAAUUAGGAAGGUACAUAUCUGACUUUUUCCUUAUACAGAUCUCCGUGCUGAAAAUCAUUUAUGUAAAAGGCAACAUCAGGGUUUUCUUACUUUAACUGCAGAAAACAGAAAACAUCGUAGAGCUAGAUCAAAUAGAUCAGCCCCACAGAGCCAACUAUUAAACCUGAUCUAGCCGUAUGAGUCAUUUUCAGAAUAAUUAUCUGAUUGUUUUAUUCUUUGGAAAAGUGGUCAUGUGCAGCAUGUUACUACAUGUGUUGGUAUGGAAAAGGAGCAACUGUGGAGAAUUAAAGGAGGUGGUUUGGAUUCUGAAAACCUGAAAGUGAAAACUCAAAUCAGGUGGGCACAGUUUUAACAAGAAAUCCAGCAAAAUGGCACAUCUGAGCUCAAGAAGAUAAGCAAAACAACUCAAAAGUGUUUUUUCUUCUGUUUUCUUUCUCUUUUUUUUGCUUUUGUCAAAGCUACAACUUGUUUUUUGUUUUGUUUCCGAAGCUAAGUGCCCGCAAUCCAAGUAAUUUUGGUGACUUUUUCUAGUCUUCUCAAUCUGUUUUUGCUUUUUACUCAGCUAGAUGACUCCACAGAUAGAGUGUUGUGUAGAUAGGGAUCAGGAUAAAGUGCAUUUCCUCACUUUUUUGAGGUAAUUUUCUGUGAUAUUUUUGAAGAUUCUGAACCAUCAGUUCAGGAGAUUGAAGGAUAUUGAAUUUUAUUUUUAUGUACUUUGGACAAAGCUUUACAAAGUAGUCAAAACCAGGUCUUUCUAAAACUUGUGUCAAAAUGAGAAUAUGACAGAGUUGCAUGGCAGCCUUUAUUUCCAAAGUAGGGCUGUCCCGAUAGGACAUUGAUAUCGGAUAUCGGUCCAAUAUUAGCCAAAAAACACACAUCAGAUUAUGUCAGCCUGCAUCAAAAAUCUCCGAUAUCAGUACUCUGAUACAAACAGUCCAUUCCAGACUCCACUCCAGCACCUCUAGCUAGCAGCGCCUGGAUCCAGCAAGCAGAUCCCACAUGAUCACAACGACAGUGUGUACUGAGGUACUAACAAAGUAGCAAGGAGUAGGAGUGAUGUCGGCUGUGUUGCAGUAUUUUUUCACUCAAGUCCGAAAAGACAUUGCAGCUGAGUGCAAAACUUGUCAUGCAAAAGUUUGUGCCAAUAUUGGAUCAAUAUCAGUAUCGGCCGAUACUGAAGGCUACAAAAUAAGUAUCAUUUCAGAAGUAGAAAAGUUGUAUUAGGACACCACUAGUUUAAAGUUCCCCUUGUGGAAAAGGAUCAGGAAACUAAAUCAGUGUACCUGCUGGGGUUUAAAAAGUCUUGAAAAAUCUAAAUUCUAAUGAUUUGAAUUGAAGGCCUUAAAAUGUCUAAAAUUCUCUUAAAAUCUUAUAAAAUGUCUUAAAUAUGAUUUUGAAAGGUCUUAAAAAUGUAUUAACUCUACUCACAAAAUAGAAAAAAUAACGUGCCAUAGGAAUAAAGAUUGAUUUGAAGAGUAGAGCUUCUGAUUUCAGAUCUUUUGCUCUUCAUUUUUGCCAUUUUGGAUGUUAAAUAGGUCUUAAAUUGUAUUUAUAAUGGUCUUAAAAAGGUCUUAAAUUUUACUUGUUGAAACCAGCAGAGACCCUGUAUACACAUAUUUAAAUUACAUCUAGAUUGAUGAUUAUUUAAAGCUCCUGUGAGGAGUUUUGAGUUUGUUCCCAGUGGACAACACAGUCUUUGCUUAUCCUGUUUGAGUCUUUUGACAAAAAAAGUCUUCUUGCUGACUUUUGACAGUCAACUCUAUCAUAGAGUAGCACUGCUCCCAAGCUGCUCUGCUGACACCUACCCCCUUGCACCAGUUUAACGUAUUAAAAAUAAGCAUAUGAAAUGGUUGAUCUUGUCACGGAUGGUUGAGUUUGCUUUUUGGAUAUCAUCAAAAACCAUUUACAAAAGUUUCAGUCUACUUCAUAAAUGUGAAAAAACUCCACACAGAAACUUUAAAUAAGAGUCAUCCUGAUGUUAGAGUCCUUUUGUGUAGCAGAUAGAUACAACCAGGAAUGAAUCCUCACGAGUAAACACUGAAAACGAAAAGAUUAUGAGGCAUCACUCUCCAAACUUUGGCCACUUAAGAGUUACAGUACAGGAAACGCUGACCCCACUUUGCUCAAACGGAAAGAAAACAAAAGGUAAAUCUUACUUAUUGGGUGUGCGGUUUGCUAACUAAAUCAAAAGGCCCCUGCUUGUCUCGAACGCACAAAAGUCUUUGAAGCUUCUGCAUUUUCAGAGAAAAAAGGGGGAAAAAAACAUUGGCUCCCGAACAAAAGGAAGAGUGGCAGUUGACGCUGGAUUCAGGAACUAACCUACAAGAGCCGGCUUGCUCCCGCACUCAACAACAAGCUAUCAAAAACAGGUCGCGCUACUUCCUGGCCAUAAAAGUUCGGUGUGAUUGAUGAUCUGUUUUAUGUUUGUUUUGACUGGAUGGAGUCCAGAUUUGCUGGACGGGGGACAGGCACAUGCAUGCCGGCGGAGGAAGCGGAGGAUGAAUAUGAGAGGGAGGCGGGGGCGGGGAGGAGGGGGGGGUGCUUUUGACUGAAAAGAAGUAAAAGUGUGUAAAUGUGGAGGUGGAUUUUCCCCUGCCGCACCCACCUGACAGGGAGUCAAUGCACAGACACACACAAAGUGUAAGGAGGGAAGAGUUUUCAAGGAUUAGCCGUGGAAGUGUGUCGCUCUCAUACCCACAUGUCCCUGAGUCAGGGUGUCAGGAGGUCACGGCCAGCCCUCCUCCUCCUCCUCCUCCUCCUUCCCCUCCUCCUUCCUCCUUCCUUCUUCCUCCUCCUCCUCCUCUGUCUGGAGAAAGAAAAACCUUUUCUUUAUUGAGAUAGCAAGUCCAAUAUCCGCCUACUUCUGCUUUGAGAGGAAAGGCAAACAUUUACUGAAGAAGUGAGUGACUAAGGAGCUUUGAGUUUGGAGAGCAAAGUCCCAUCCCUACUGAUGCAGCAAUGCCUCUUUUUUUUUUUGUGUUUAUUUAGUUAUAGUUCAGGCGGGUCAGGCUCAGCUGAAAUCUGCUGUCUGAGAUUUUUAUGGGCAUAGGUAGCGUCUGUGUAAUUUUAGACUGCUGGAGAUCAAGAUACUGUGAUACAACAUCCAGGUUCAGACUCAAGAUACUUCCAUGUUUGCCUGACGGAGGGAAAUGUUCUGCAACAUAGGACCCUCUUGAAAAACUUCAAGAAAGGAUUAAUAAGAAAUGCUCAUGAACUCAAGUAGACCUUUCUUUUCAUGCGAAGAACAAUAAGCAAUUGAGAUCUUAACUAUUCUGGUUUUCUAUGAGGCUGUGCACCGUUUCUAGCCGAACCUUCCUAUCAUGAACAUUUAUCCGAAUAUUAAAAGUCUGGGUGAUUAUAUUCAGGGGCGGUUGUUUUAGUUUUCUGUUGAGUGAGAGAGAGAGACGUUUACAUCCAGAGUGCUGCGAGUGUUAGUGAGACGUGACAGGGAGAAACCGUGAUGCUGGACAGGACCUUUCAGCUUCCCAGCAGGACGGACCUCAUUAACUUGUCUGGCUGCGAGGGGAAGUUGAGGGCUUCUGUACCGCAACAACGAAACUAGAUACCAGUGAUCUCAUCCUCCUCUUCUCUUCAUUCAUCCCAAGCGCUUAUGAGUUGCCUUGGCAACUUGUGCACUGUGUGUCAGUGAGUGUGUGUGUGUGUUGUUGAGCAGGAGCGGGGGCCUGAGAAUCCACAGAGUGAAAAUUAUGUGUCAUCAGAGAGGAUUAGGAGCCCACGGUUUAGUCAAGGGCUUGGGAUCCUGCUGCUGUCGUUCUUGAGGGUUUAAGUCAAUGUAAAUACUACUCAGAAAACACACACAAACAGGCUCUUACCAAGACUGGUGCAUUCAAGAGAGGCAGGGACGAACAAAGACGACCGACUUCUCCUACCUGCUCAAAAAUCUGUUAUCAAAUCUUGAGGAAAGAGUUCAGAUCUGUUCAGAGCGGUCGUAUGCAAAAGAUUGGUCUCACAUGGAUCCAGCUACUGUCAAGAUCAAAGUGAUACAAGAUCUGAUCUGAAAACCUUGAGACUCGUGGAAACUCGGGUUUGAAGGCUGAGGUGUAAAAUAAUCAGAGGGUACGAACUGCUGUUAAACCUCAUGAUUCAGAAGAAGUGAUUAAGAAAAGACAAAUGUCAACAACUCAGAUUUCAGGAUGAGCUUUAACUUGAUUCUGACGAGUCCAGAAAAUGAACACCUGUUUCUUAAAUAUUUGAAUGUCUGAUAUAGGGCUGGGCGAUAAAGUGAAACUUUGCAGAGACCGAAAUUUAUGUUCAUAACAGGCGUCAUCUUGCCCAUAUCAGUAUAUUCGGUAUCAAAAAAAUAAAUAAAUAAAAGUUGAUUUUGGAUGUGUGUAGGUAGGCUAUGGUCUCAUGUCCCUUUAAGACGCUGUCCUACGUCAGAGACGUGACUCCACCCAAUCCAGUCUGUUACAAAGAGGGAAAGACAGGUGAGGAGAUGGAGGACGGUUCAAAAGUUGGAGCGGCUGAAGUAGAUGAAGUUAAUGUGGGAGGGGGUGAGCAGCUUGUGGAGUAGUUAUCAUCCAUUUAUCGUUAUCGAGGUGAACUGCUCAAUAUAUCGUGAUAUUGAUUUGAGGCCAUAUCGCUUAGCGCUAGUCUGAGGGAUGUAAGAAAAGUAGCAAGACUUUGAUUUCCAGCUUUAAAUCAGACUUAUCAGUCAGUGAAUGCAGCAUUAAUACUUGGAAAGUAAGUCUGAAUAAUUUCCACAAGAAAGGGACAAAAAAAAGUUUAAAAAUAAUAAAUUGAAGUUUGUAAAUUUGAUCUGACUUUUGAAAUCAGAAAAAAAGUGAAAUAAGAAAGUGUCAGAUAAAAAAAAAGGUAUUUCCUAGAAAACAACAACAACAAUGUGCAAUGUGAUAUCGGCAUUAUAUAUCAACCACCUGCUCUAUUAUCAGUAUCGGCAUCAGCCACUGAUAAACUGAUAUCUGUCAAACAUGAAUAAUUUACUUUAUAUUUGUAUUUUUCCUAGAAAAUAUACUGAUCAGUUAUUUAAAUCAUAUGGGAAAUUAUGGUGAGCUGACAGGUCACAUUUAGAAGAUGAAAUGCUGAAUGAAAAGAAGCUCUGUUAUUAUAAUCAUUAGCGGGUUAAUAUUGGGGUCCCAGUUUGUGACUUUACAUCCCAUAAUAGAUGAAGCGUUCAGGCUGGACUUUGUAAACUCUCUGAAGAAGUCAAAGAAUCAGUUAUGAGCAGGAAAUCUGAGAUGGGCAGAGCUUGAUGUCCUUCUUUGUGAUUUUUGAGGUCCUGUCUUCGUACUCGUUUCUCUUCCUGUUUUCUCCUCUCGUUGUUUGAUCCUCUUCUUCCUGCUAUUUCUGAUUUUCCCUUCUUUCCUCUCCUCGCUCUUUCCUUUCUCUGUCCACUCUUCCUUUUCUCAUGUCUGUCUUGGCUCUUACUGUUAAUAAUCCUCCGGCAUCACUCUCUAACCUUAACACAGGAAGUUUCCUGUGCUGAAACAGAGCCCACGCUGGAUUGCUUCCUGCCAAAGUGCGUUGUGGGACACGUUUGUUUGGGCCCCCUCCCCUCCUCUUCCUCCUCCUUUCUCCUCCCCCCCUCCUCCCUUCUGCUCCCCUUCUAACUUCCUCCUUUGGGCUCUGUGCAGAUGGCUGUGGCCGGCAGACCGGAUCUCGGAGGGGUUUUGGCAGAGCAGCGCCUCUCUCCGGCCCCGGAGAGAGCAUACCGCAGCCAUGACCCCGUGACCCGGACUGCGCUGCUGCCCGCCUCGGCCUCGCGGCUCUCACAAGUCAGCCACGAGAGACAAAUGUACAGCUGGUGCAGGCUGUGCAGAUGGCAGUUUGAUUCAAUAUUGAUAGAAAGUCAAUGGAGGAGUCAGUCGGUAGUAUUCUGACAUCUAUUCUUGUGGUGUAGUGCAGUUAAAAUGAAGCCCGUCUGUCUCUGUGGCGAUAAAAUCCUCUCUUUCUGCCUCUUCUUUUAUUCCACUUGGUCUUGGCAGAUGGUUGUUCAGCAAUGAGUCAGGUCCUGCUGCAGCUUUCUGCCUAUUUAAACCGAACAAUUUAACCAUUGUCUUUCAGCUGAUUCAUUCGGCCAAUAAGGUGACGCUAUUCGAAAAGUUGGACACCGGUUUGGCCAAGUGGUUAAAGUGUGCACCAUAUACAGAGGCUGUAGUUCUUGAAACUUGAAGCCCUUUAUCCUGUAUCAUCCCACACUGUCUCCCCAGUUCCCUACCUGACACACACCUCCAUACAGGCUAACCCCCAAUUUCUACUGCAUCUAGAAUGGCUGCUAAAAGGCCGUAUGUGCCGAUUGCAGCUGAUCGUUUCCAUCCAAGUUAAUGUCUGCAGCCGAUCGCCAGAGUUCUGUUUUUUCCAGACACCACAGCAUGCCGCAUAAAUUCAGCACAGACUAGUCUACGCUGGAAAGGAAGUCGAGCACAGACACAAAAUAAAACAUCCGGCUUCUUUUCAAAAUAAAACACCACAGGUGGAUCGUAUUUCACACCAUGCAAACGUGCGGGGACGAACAAGUGAAAGGUUUUCAGAUUUUAUUUCACCCCACUGACACCACGGAUGAGGAGACGCUCAUUCUAGAAGUCUAGAAGUGGAUUUCCUCCUCUGGAAGGAGGCUGUGGCUGUCUUAUGUGGCUGUCUUUAUAAAGACAACUCGUUAUUGUGCGGUUGCAUGUGAAUUCGCGGGUUCUUGUGAGUUUUCGCGACUCCCGCUAUCCGAAAUCCACCACAACAUUCGCCUCAAAAAUGCAUUCAAUAGGAAUUGGCGGAUGGCGAAAAUCGCUGCUGUUUCAUAGCGAAGCCAUUCCGGAUGCAGUGAAAAUUGGGGGUUAAACUGAGUCCUUUUUCGUCUUCAUCCACAAUGAGAGAACUGUUUUGCAGGAUUUAGCAAAUUAUAUUGACAAAGACAAACACCGUUCAAACAGGCAGAAACCUCGAGCAGAACCAGAUCACGAAAUUCUCUUGGGUUUUCUGCACUCUCAUCUUGUGGUGUGUGUCCCACUUUAUCUGUCAACAAAUAUUCUAAAUUUAAAUAUAUAUUCGAAUAUAAAAAAAAAAAAAAGAGAUUCAAAUGUGAAAAUCAACGUUUGAAUAUUAAAUAAACAACGAGAAAGAAAGAAAAAAAACAGCAUCUGCCUUGUGAUUUAGCGCACUGUAUUGACGGGUUAGGGGCAGAUCACAGGAGCUGCACCUGCUGUGAGACUCGACAAAAACCGUCGGUGGCACAUGGAGAGAGAGAUGGCGGGAUGUUUGGAGUCAAACUCAGAGAGAGGGGUCUGGACUCCAACGAACUUUAGAAGCUCCGUUUGGAAAUUCUUCGGAUUUUGGGCAGACAUGGUAGACAGAAAAAAUGCUGAGCAAGAUAAAGUUACAUACAAGCUGUGUAAGCUAGAUAUUCAAAUAUGUUCGAACCUUUGUGUUAUUUUUAGGACGAAUAUUCAAACGUCAUUUUGGAGCAAUUUUGACAGCCCUAAUCUGGACUGUCACACCGAGAAGCUCUUUGCUUUCAGAAUCAGACAAAUAGAGUUAAAAAUUAUCGUCUUCAUCAAGUGUUAUCGGGAAAUUCAAAGAAGUGAAAGGUAUCGAGGCCACGCCAUGAUUUUACUGACUGAUACUUUAAAAAGAGUUGACAGCAGAAAAAAAAGGAUAAACAAAACUCCUUAUCUGCCCACUGUGAGCUCCUGUGGGUGUGAAACACCUGUAUCUCAUAUCCCGGGAUUCUUGUCCACACACUGAGGGUCAGGACUUGGCAGGCUGCGAGCUGUGCGUCAGAUAACCAAGGCCAUCCUGGGCUUAUCGGCCGCGGCUCGCGCCAGUAUCUGAAUGUUGAGGACGAGGAGGGAAAGGAAGAAAUGGGAAUCUGACAAGCCGGGCAGGGUUUCAUUUUAUAUUGAUUGCUCUUUCUGAAAACUUCCUCUCUGUGUGACGGAUCGGGGAGGGGAGGCCUGAAAUCGAGCAUAAGGUUCCUAUUACUUGUGUGACAGUGACAUUGGCGGCCAAAGAUAACAGCUGUCUGACUCCCAGAGGAAGUGUUUGAGGGCAGGCGAUAAGUAAGACGUAAGAGAGGAAUAGCUGUGCUGCGUGUGGGUGUCGUGGAUGUUGUGUGUGUGUGUUGUGUGUAUGUUUCAAGAGAAAGAGAGAAGGAGGUGAGACUGAGUCAUGCUGAAAAGGGUAUAAAAAAUGUUUUAACCACAAUGUUAUAACCCGUUGUUUUACUCGAAGGAUAAACGCGGCACUUUGUAAAUAAAGUCCUUCAGAUUUUUCUCCCUUUACACAAUCUUCUCUCGAUUGCUUGUAAACGCUCGUUGCUCACCAGUGCAGAUGUUUUACACUCCUGUUCCCACGGCAAUGAAAAAAAAACAUUCAGUGUGCGAGGGAGGCGGAAAAAAAAACAGAUACUGUCAUUUCUGUUUCCUUUGCUCUCUCUCUCUCUCUCCCUCUCUGUGUCCUUUUCUGUUUCCUUACAAACUAAUAAACUGUCCGUCUGUCUUCUGAUGUGUCCGUCUGGAGUCAAGAGAGUGAGGAACAGAGCAGAUCAGAUCAGAUAACCGUCUGAGCGUCUCUCUCUUUAUUUUAUCCUUGAUUUAUUCGGUAUUCUUCGCCUUAACCCGCCAUCUUUUAAUCUUUUAUUCUAACCUCCUCUCCCCAUCUGACUCUGUCUCCUCCUUCAUCUUUUUUCUUUAUCUCCGCUGCCGUUCCCGUAAUCACUCCCUCCUUUUGGCUUUUAUCUCCACUUCCUCAAUAUCCUUUUUGCUGCCUCUGCCUCCUUCCUUCCUCUCCCCCCUCCUCCCAUCUCCUCCAACCUACCCUCCUUCCUGCCUUUCCUUCGUUCUUCCUUCCUCGCCCCCCCCAACCCCUCAUCCGUCUGCCACUUCUUCUUCACAGAUCUCAUUCUUCUCUUCUCCCCCCCUUCACCUCCACUUUGUUGCUUUAAUUUAAAAAUGAAACUGUGAUUGUAACUUCCUUUCCUUCCUCUCGCCCCCUUCCCCAAAUUCUUCCAUCCUCCAGGUUUGCAGCCGGUGUUUUGGAGCAGGGAGGAUGUGGCUCAGUGGCUGCGGUGGGCUGAGAAGGAGUUCGCCCUGCGGCCGAUAACCAGCAGCUCUUUCCAGAUGAACGGCAAAGCCCUGCUGCUGCUCACCAAGGAGGACUUCCGCUACCGAUCCCCGCACUCUGGUACUUUUCUAUUUCCACCUUUUUAAGAAUUUCCUGAAGACCUUUUUUUGAAGGCUGGACAAAAUUGAGCCCAGAAUUGAAAAACUGAAGCAAACUAAAACGUCACUUGUAAAACCGAAAGACUUUUCAAAGAGGACACCUUAAAAUUGAAAGAUGGUUUCUCAUAACCACAUUUUAUCAGGGGUAACACUUUUUUGAGCCACUUCCCUCUUUGCUUUGUGGUCUGGAACUGCUUCAUAAUUUACAAGUACACAAAAAAACACGCGCCGACGCCGUUUUAAAAUCAAUGUGUUCGCCACCAAACGACAGCCUUUAAAAAUCAAUAAAGUCAGCUGGAGCAGAGGAGGGAGAACGGCGGUGUCAGGCGACAGAGGAGGGAGGCAGCUGUCACAGCGAGGCUGCCGGUGGGAGGAAGUAGGAGACGGUUCAUCAGGAAGUACAAACCACCCUCAACUGUUGCCCCGGCAACGCCAGCAGCGAGAAACAUGACGAUAAGUUAGAGGCACAAUUUGACGCGGUUUGGACUUAGGGUCGUGUCAGUGAGGUGUGGUUCGGUUUAGGUGUCACUAGAGCGGGAUGAGAUGAGUGAUCAGUGAUGAGACUUCAGGUCAAACCCUCUACAGUCCAAAACGUGUAGGAGGUUCAUGAUGAGAUGUUUCAAAUAAGGAAUAACAUGAUUAUUCAGACGCAUCCGAAAAUGAUGUCAGGAAAGUGGACAGCUGACAAAACAGUGGUGCUGUGUCGUUUGCUAACGGUUUGUUCAAAAGAACCGAGUCUUUAAAGUGAACGUACUGAACUGAAUCACUUCCGAGUGAUUCGUUCGUUUCUCACUUCAGUUGAGCUGAAGUGAGAAACAGCAUUGCCAGGCCAGCAGCCGGCGAACGAGGGACCACAUGCACCGAUGCCUGAAUCACUUGGUGAACGAAUCACACAUUGAACUUCACUCUCUGGAAUCAUUUUUCUUGGACAAAACUACCUUUUUUUUUUACCGCUGCAUUGCCACCACAACAACCUGCAUACAACAGGACACAGCAUGUAAUAAGUAGUGCAUUAAACCCACAGCAUCCUAUUGCUGCAGUGGAUUGCGAGGGAACGGUGCAUGUUGCAGCAGACGUGAUAAAUGGCAUACCAUAGGAUAGUGCACUUUAAACAUCAUGAUUUAUAAACAAGUUCAUUUUUACAAACCUGUUUGCCAAAGUAACACAACCAAACACUCGUCACCCGGUCCUAGAAACUAUGAAUUGAACUGAAUCCUGAACCGUUCAGCUGUGUAUCAGUUCAGGAGGUCAGAGUCACAGGCUUCUCCUGCCAAGCACUAAAUGAUUCUGUGAUUUGGUGAACGAAUCUUUUGAACGAAUCUUCUUAGUGAACUGAUUCUAGUGAUUCAGUACAUCUAAAAGAACUGCUCUGCCCAUCACUACAAAACAAUCAUGUAAAUUAAAUUAAAAUGUUAAAACACUCUCCUAACAUCUAAACUGUUGAUGGUAACUCUGAAUUUUCUUUUAUUUCAAUCAUUUUUUAAAUUAUUUGCAAAUAAAAGUUUAAAGCUCCUGUGAGGAUUUGGUUUUUUUUUUGCUGUUUUUGGCGCCCCCUGUGGAGAAAGCAGGAUUUGCUUAUGGUCAAAUUUAUCAUGAGGUUAUUACUUUCUUGUAAAAGAUGCAACAACAGGAGUGUUUCUGAACCAUUUGCGGUCACUAAAACAACAAAUGAAAAUUCAUCAGUUGUCUCACUGAUGGGUCUUUUUUGUGCUUUUUUUUUAUAACAUAAGAAAAAACAUCAAGAAGAAUUUUUAUAUAUUUCAUUAAUGUUGAAAAACUCCUCACUGGAGCUUUAAUGUGGUCAAAAAAGACAUCUAUUAUAAAAUCUAACCUGAUGGAGCUGCUGUGAGGUUGCUGUUUGUUCUCACACUUUCACCUUAAAUCCCAUCUGAUCAGUCCUGAUUUAACCCAAAUCUGUAUUUUUUUUUUUAGAAGUUUUAUUCGUCAGAGAGAGAAAAUCAAAUUUGUUCUGUUUGCGUGCGUCCUUCGAUCAGAUAUCCCUUCAUGUCCCUCUUUGAAAUUUAUUUGAUUUUGAGAAAAAACCCACAGAGACAAACAGCCCAGCUGACAGCUGUUGUCAAACUCGUCUCUGGAUGUUUCCAUCUCAGCUCUGCGAAGACUUUUCACAUCCUGUCGAGAACUUAAUUUCUGGAUAAAAAAGCUGGAAAUGCUGAUUCAUCCUCUGCAGGUUUUAUCAGACAAUCUGAGCCCUUUAAUGUGACCCUCACUGGGAUAAUCUUGCCUAAACUUGUAACUCUGCAGCUGUGACGUUCCUGAUCACAUUGUUUGGUUUUGUAGUGAGGAUAUCAUUUUAAGGAACAGAGCAGAUUCUUACACAUGUGAUCCGCCUUUUUUGUCGAGGGGGAAUUCAGGGGAUCACUUCCUAUCAGUCCCUGCCUUGCGCCAUAUUUUAUUUUGGUUGCAGUCCAACAACAAAACACACCCCUCUUUGAUUUCCAAACAUCAUUUUCAGUAACCGGCUGAAUAGUCUGUGACGCUGUAUUGCACCUCUAUGUGUUGACCUUCAUAUGUUUCAUGUGAAAAAAACAACUCAAAGGGGUGUUUCAUGACGCAAUAAUGACUGUGAGAGGUUUUCUCAAAGUUCCCUAGAAUUAGGCUUUGGAAUGAUAAUGAUUCAUUAUGAUGGAGCGUAACUUUAGAGAAGUUUUAGAGAGAGUUUGAAGUUUAAGAAAAGUGUUUUAAAUCCACAUAUAAAACUUUUAUUUGUAGGGAGCAGGAAUUUUACAACUCAGAAACUGAGAAGUGAAAGAGUAAGCAUGUGCUCAAUAUUACUUCCUUUACUGGAAUCAUUUCUUUGUCAUAAUCGAGAGUUAUCAGAUUAUCGCCAUGAAAUGUUUAAUGUGAAAGUCAAACUCACUGAAGCUCUGGGUCAAAUGUUAACAAUACAAACUCUCCUUCAUGCUGGAAGUUGAGCCGUGGUUAUCGACGUCCAGGGGGAAACAAACAGCUGUUAAUCAUUCAGUGAACUUCCUGCUCCGGCUUUGUGCCUGGUGUCACCACUACAGUAUCUCCACUUAAAGGAGAAUACCGGAGUCGUGUGGAGCUACGGUCCAUUUACUCAAGUCAGUGUGGAGUUUAAGCUGUCUGCUAAGUAGCCAACAAUGCCCUGUGUACUGUAGGAAUGUAGAUUUUAUUGAGCAUGCUGUCCAAGCUAAAGAGGAAAUUUGACCUCACUGGUAUAAGACUUUAUUAAUCUUUCAAAAUUGCUAAGAAAUAUAUUUUUUCAAUGUUCAGAGAAACAUACACUAAGGUCAAAUAAUAAAGAUAAAAAUAAAUGACUUAUAAAAAAAUGAUAUAAAUCGUGAAAGAAACAAAACAAACACAUUUAAGGACAACAGUCCACAGCAGAAUUUAAAGCUCCUGUAAGGAAAUUUUUUGUGUCAAAGAAAUGGACUAAAAUUCACAUUAAUGUCAUGUCAUGAUAUUAACAAGCCAAUAAGACCAUCAGCAAUGAGAUUGAUGAUUUUUUAGCAGUUUUAAAGAAAAAGAUAAGAGGAGGUAGAUUUUAGCUGAGCAGCUGAAGAAAAACCUUUUUUUUUAUUAUUAUUUUUGCAAUUUUCCAUCUAAAAUAUUCGCAAAAAUAUCAGCAGGAUGAGAUUUUUUAGGUCAAACAUCACAAGGCAGGCAAAGACUGCUUUGUCCUCCAAAACUGACACAAACUGAAACUUCCUCACAGGAGCUUUAAUCAACAACAACAACAAAAGAAAAAAAGAAAAAAAAUUAAAAAAUAAAAUAAAAUAUAACAAGCAUGUAAAAAAUCGACAAAAAUAAAUAAAUUUGUGAAAAAAAAAUAGUAAAAAAAAAUAAAAACAUGACAGAAGAGCCCCAGAAGUAAGGUAUGUGUGUGAUUUAAGAGUGGACAGGUUGAUGGUUUGAGUCGUAAAAGAAGAAUGUUUAAAUCUCACAUCUGCCUCAAAGGCACAGUAAGUGGUUUUUAGCUGCUGUCAGCAGAACAGACUUGGUUGAGAUGGAACAAAAUGUUCAUAAAUCUCUACCUUUAACACCCUCCUUUCAAACUUGUGACAUACAUCUUUUGGUAUUUGUCUGCCUGAUAUAAAAGUCUCAUUUCUACACACUGUAUCACUGAAAGGAAAUGUGACAUUCUGGGUUAAAUUUGAUCCAUAAUUUUUCUCUGUUAAAAACUUCUUGCCCUGGAUGUGCGGAUGGCCAAGUUGGUGGGCACAUGCAUGAGGACAUCAGCAGUGGCCAUGGGUUUGAUUUCGACCCCAACCAUGUGUUGCAUGUCCUUUCUUUCUCUUUCCACACUGUCCUAUCAAUAACGGCAAAAACUGCCCAAAAAUACUUAAAAAACAAACCUUUUGGCCCACUACUACUACCCGUUUGUACUAAUACAUCCAGUAUGCCGUGACACUGCUCCUGAGAUCGUCACUGACUUUUCCAGUCUUGCUCAAGCUCCCUGCUGCCUGGAAAGCAAAAAGGAGAAGAAGAAGAAGAAGGAGGUGGAGGAGGAGGAGAGGAACAUGAUUCUGUGGAUGACGCCAAAGCUGAUUUCCCAUUUUAUGAAGUUGUAAAUACUACCAGGGUGCGCAUGCUGACCUCUGACCUUUGUAUCUCUGCAGGGGAUGUCCUGUAUGAGCUGCUGCAGCACAUCCUGAAGCAGAGGAAGCCUCAUGUGUUUUACCCGUCUGCCUACUUCCCCGGGAACUCCUUCCACUCGCUGCCUGAGAGCGCUCUGCAACACCUCAAGCUUGAAGGUCAGUUUAAUAAACGUGAUUUUCCACUUUAAGUGACUGAAAUACUGCCUGGUAGGUUUUUAGGCUUAAGCAGGUUUUAUUACCUUCACCGCUCUGCUGAGACAAGGACGUGCAGCCUCUGAUAGGUCAGAUGAUUGAAAAUCUGAUUGGCUAACAGACUAUGGCAAAGAUGGACAGUCGGUGAACAUGAGAAAUCUGAACAAAAACCAUCACAGCUCACUUUUGUUUUCAGUCUCUGAGGAUAGAGCGAUUUAGCUGCCUGUCUCACGAAACAAGUAGAUUUUACAGUAGUCAGUAUCAGCUGUGUUUUUAGGGCUGAUAUUAUUGAUCCUUUGUCGACAUUUUGCCGACUCUCUUUCACGAUGUAUCAUGUAAUUAUUUCUUGAGGCACAAGGAAGUAAAAGGAAGGUAGCAAUAAGGAAACAGCUUAGCGUAAAGGCGAACGAUGUCUGUGGUUUCGAACUAUUUGGAACAAGUUCUGAUCUGGAACCGGUUUUUGAUCUCCAUCUUUGGUAACAUCCAAACCGAAAGAGCAAAAGGUUACUGCUACAAAGGAAGCAAUUAAAAGUGCCACCGCCACCUGUGGUUUCCAAAUUCUUUAAGGCGUGGGUGUCCGUGACGCUAAAGGCGAAGUAUGACUCAGCAUAAUUUCUUUUUUUGUUGCUCUAGCGGCAUCAACACGCAUAAGUAGAACAUCACUGUGGUCAAAAAUGCUGCAGCAACAAGUCCGUCUUUGCUACGAUUUGGCUGAAUAUGAAGCUAGAAAGAUAACGAAUCAUUAGGACCAGAUGUCAUUGCAAUUCAGCGUGUAGUCUAAAUUUACCGCCUUCUUUUACAUACAUUUGAAUUAUUUUUACUCAGACGGGAAAAACACAAGAUAAACAAUGACAGAUACAAAAAAUCCACACACACACACACACACACACACACACACACACACACACACACACACACACACACACACACACCCUCUGCACCCUUUAUCUGGAAGCCACAAAGUAUGAAAUACCCGGGAAUCUCUGAUCAACAAAAUAUUUGACUUAUAUAGGCCAAGAAUUCUCAGAGAAGUCAGAGAAGAUAUCAAACGAUGGACAGUCCUACGUCCCUGUCAUUGUGUGGCAGAGCAGAGGUAAUAAAAAUGAACUUACUGCCUAGACCACAGGUGUCAAACUCACGGCCCGGGGGCCGAAUCUGGCCUGUGGAACAAUUAUAUCUGUCCAACAAGAUUAUAUCAUAUUUGUAUUAUUAUUGGCUCACUAGUAUGAAGUCUGCAGAUUUUCUCCACUAUAAUAAUGUAAACUUUAGCACCAUUAUUUAAAAUGUUCUUAAUAAGUGAAGAAGAUCUGGGAAAUUAAAGAGUAAGAAAGAUUUGAUAAAUAGUCAAGAAGGUGAGGGAAAAAAUAUUUGGUGUUUUAUUUCAUGUUUUUACUUUUGAAUUUCAAGAUUACAAGUCAAACAUGAUUGGAUUUUUUAUUUCAUGCUUUGAUUUUGUUCAGCUCAGUAUUUAGACUUUUUUUAUACUUUAGAUUCCAAUUUUAAAUUGUAAGUCAUAUUUUGACUCAUGUAUUUGCUCUUUAAAAGCAUUAUUUUUCUAUUUUUAAUAUCAUGCUCUUAUCUUUUGAACUAAUAAAUAAAAAUAAAAUAAAAAAUAAAAAUAAAAUAUAUUUUUUUCUAUUUCAGAUUGCCUUUAAACUUAUCUUUUUUAUCUUUUUUUGAAUUUCCAAAUGAUUUAUAAUCACUGCUGUUUUUGUUACAUAUUUUUUUUAAAAGCAGUUUGACAGUUUUGGUGAAAUGUUGACCCUGUUUGGCCCUCAGGUUAGACCUAAAUCCAGAUUAUGGCCCCUGCUGUGGUGGAGUUUCACACCCCUUGCCUAGACUCUCCUUUCUGUUAGCAGCCUUGCCAGAACAUAUCCCUCAUCAGUGGUUUGAAGAAAUUAAUAACUUGUUCUCAUGUUUUCUGUGGCAUGGAAAUAAACCCAGAAUUUAUCGUAAAAAAUGAACCAUGCACAGGAAAAAGGUUGGCCUUGGUGUUCCAGAUGUCUAUCGUUAUUAUUUGUCAUAUAAAGCCACCACUGAAUGUUUAGUGCACAGAGAAAGUUCACAUCCUGGACUGACUAAUAUAGAUAAUCUGGAUCUUCAACACACUUUGAGAUGAUGUUCAUGUGAUCAUUUUCUCUAUUUUCAAAUAAAGACUUCUGUGAUUAAAAAUGUAGAUAAUGAAAAGUUCAUGUGAGUGAUUCAGGUUUCAAGACGAUGUACGUGCAGUGCAGCGGUCGACCUCACAGUCAGCACAGAUGACUUCACUUUCAGCCUCUUGUGUUUUUUGUUUUUUUUUAAGUUGCACUGCAGGAAGUAAUAACGGCGUUUGGUUAAAAUACCUGAGCCUGUCUGCUGGCUCUGAUGUGAGGAAAUGUACCACAGUGACAAACAUCAGAACUUCACCUGUUCAAAGAAAAACCUGUUCCACGAGGAAAUACUGCUUUGUUUAAACACGGGACAGGACUUUUAACCACAGAGAGCUCCGGUAGCUCGGUGUUCUAAUCACUUUGCUGGUAUUUUUACUGAAAGUCUUCCUCAUUUUUGAAAUGAUGUUCUUGUGAUAAAAAAGAUAAAGCUCGAAAUUUACAGUAAUUGAUUGGGAAUGCUGUUAAAACCUCUCUAAGCUGGUUGUAGGACGUGAGUGACAUCUUGUGGUCGUCUAUGUGAAGUUAUUGUACUAGAAAGUCAAGCACUCAUUUUAAAGACGUGCCUCUUGUUUCAUCUGUGAAGUGGACGGAUCAGUGUAACCCCCAAUUUCCACCACAUCCGGAACGGCUACAAAAAGGCCGUAUCUGCCGAUCGUAGCCAUUCAAGUUAAUGUGACAAUUUUCAGCGGCUUCUUUUCGUUCCGUUGUGGCUCGCCGAACUCCAAAGCUGAUCGCCAAACUUCUAUUUUGUCUGGAGCAUGCCGGAUAAAGUUAGCGCAGAUUAACCCGUGCUGGAAAGGAAGUCGAGCACAGACACAAAAUAAAACAUCCUGCUUCUUUUCAAAAUAAAACACUCCGUUUAUUUCACAUCAUGCAACCGGGCGGAGACAAACAAGUGAAAGGUUUAAAGACAGCAUUUCACCCCAAUGACACCAUGAAUGAGAAGAUGCUGAUUCUAGAAGUCUAGAAGUAGAUUUUCGCCUCUGGAAGAACACAAUCUACUGCUUAUAUCAUUAACCUUUGUGGCUAAAGACAAAUUGUUAUCGCAUGAUAGCACAUGAAUCCGCGGGUACUUGUGAGUUCUUGCGAUUCCUGCUGUCCUUAAUCUGCCAUGAAAUUUGUCUCAUGAAGGAAUGGUAGGAAUUGGCGUACUGCGAAAAUCCGAGCCAUUCCAGCUGUGGUGGAAAUCCCAGGUAAAGGUUGCAGAAAUUGUAAUUAAAGCAUGUUUUUAUCUCUUUUUGAAUCCAGAAACGGUACGACGGGGACCGCGUGGUACAGAGUCCCUCACCCAGCAUCCACCAACCAUCGAGCUGCGGCACCGCUCACGCUCCCCCCAUCAUUCCAACCCCAGGCAAUCCCCUCCAGACCCGAACAAUCCCCGCCCGACCAGUGAGGAAUCUCUGCAGACCUUCUCUCAGCUACCUGAUAGCAACCACCACAUGCCUGAAGACAUGUACCCCCUGUCCGUUUCCCCCGCUGCACCCAACGGUCGCUGCGCUACACCCCAGGAAGCCCCAUGCCCGGGCAGCCCUGAGGGCCAGGAGGCGGGCUCUCCUCGUGUCAUUCAGCUCAUGCCCAGCACCAUCAUGAACCCCUUGCUCCUCAGCCCCAGCAGGAGCGGUGGAGGUGCGGCCUUGGACUUCAGGCACGGUCGGGGUGGACCUCAGUCUCAGGCUGCACUGGAAAACGGCCGUUACGCGGGGAAAGUCCACAGCUACCACCACCAGAUACCUCUGACCCAGCAGCAACAGCAACUACUGCAGCAGCAGGAGGAGGGGGGGCUCUACAGGAACCACGUCAUCAUCCCCGUGUCUCCUCCAGACGAUCAACAGAUACCCAUCGGACGGAUAGCAGGUCAGAAACAGCCUCUGAAUGUACCUGUCAGAGCUUCACAAAGUACCCUCUCUAUUUGUCUCACUGUGUUCCUCUGUGUGUGUGUGUGUGUGUGUGUGUGUGUGUGUGUGUGUGUGUGUGUGUGUGUGUGUGUGUGUGUGUGUGUGUGUGUCUCCACAGACUGCAGGCUGCUCUGGGACUAUGUCUACCAGCUCCUGUCAGACAGCAGGUACGAGAAUUACAUCCGCUGGGAGGAUCCGGAGAGCAAAGUUUUCCGCAUCAUGGACCCCAAUGGUCUGGCCAGGCUCUGGGGCAACCACAAGGUAAACACUCAGUCAGGAAAGAAACACAUCUAUUUAUCAUCAAUCAUAUUCGAGUCACAGUUUGUGUUUGACUGCAGACUUAAGCUGAGCUGCUGUUUGGAAGCCUGUAUAAUACGAUUAAAGGGUUAUUGCAACAACUUUUUCAUGCCUUUCAUGUUUGUAGUUCAUGCUUUAAAGCUGCCUAAGUCUUUUGCCUUUAUGAAUGAAUGAAUGCUGCUGCCCUUUUUAAUCACCUUUUAUUCAAUAUCUAAAUCUCUAGAUAUAGAUCCAGAGCCUUUAAGCCUCUUUCAAGUCUUUGUUUGGACUACUAAAGGACCAAAAAAAAUAAAUAAAACAGUUUUUUAGACUGAGAGAGUGGGGGAAAAAAAGUUGCUUUUAGCUUAUUAUGGAGUUUUUCCUUCACCUAGUGGCCAAGUAUGGAAGUAAAUCUGUGCCAUCUGAUUCUGAAUUUGAACUUUUAAAGCUGAUUUUUUUUUUUGCAUCAAAAUCAGACUUUGAAUUUUAAGCACGCAUUUUUAUUUCUGACAAUAUUUUUUUCACAAUAAUGAAAUAAAUUCAGUGUAAAAAAAAAAGUCUCUCAAAAAUAUUUGGUUAGUAAAAAUUCAACUUAAAAAACUGUAAAAAAUAUUCAACAUAAAAAAAAAAUUUGAUGUCAAAUAAUUCAGUGUAAAAAGCAGACUCAUCAUCCAGGUAACCAGGGAGAAGCAAUCGAUUCCUGGCUUAAUUGUGCAUCGUCCAGCCAAUCAAUUAAUGCUAGAUUGGUCAUGUGGCACCAACCCCAGAGGAAGAUUGAAUCCAAUCGAUUGCUUUUCCCUGGUUACCUGAUAUUGAGUCAGUCUCUUUUACACUGAAUUUUUUGACACUAAAUUAUUUGACACUUAAUUUUUUUUAUAAGUUGAAUUUUUUUACACAUUUUUUUAGUCAAAUUUUCACUAAACGAAUAUUUUGAGAGACAGAUUUUUUUUUUUUUUUUACAUUGAAUUUAUUUCAUCAUUGUGAAAAAAAACUAGUGUCAGAAAUAGAAAUACGUGCUUGAAACUGGAUGGUUUUGAAAUUCAAAGUCUGAUUUUGAUGCAAAAAAAAAUCAGUUUGACAUAGAGAUUGAAAAGGUGCCAGACUGUAAAACUGGAUCGUUAUAAUAAGUGAGUCUUUGGUUCUUUUACACUGUACAGAAUCGGACCAACAUGACGUACGAAAAGAUGUCGCGAGCACUGAGACACUACUACAAACUGAACAUCAUCAGGAAAGAGCCCGGACAAAGACUUCUAUUCAGGUAAAUCAGCUCAAAGACACCUUUUUGAAAAAAUCUUGAAGGGCUGUUUAAUAACUGGAUAUUUCUUUGUCUUGUUUCACCAGGUUCAUGAAAACUCCAGAUGAGAUCAUGAACGGACAGAAGGACCGGUUGGAGCACCUGGAGCACGCCUCAUACGAACAAAGCUUCAUCAAAGAGGAAUGCCUCGAGACUCCGGGAAAGAGAGGCCAAGAACUUCUUCCUUCUACUACUACAGCCGCUGAUGCCUUUAAGAAGGAGCCCGAACAAUCGGCCUUGAAUAUGGAGCCGGUGGGUGUCCACUCGUAUCAGUCGGAGCGACGCGACAUCUGAUUCCUCGUUAAGUUUGCGUUCGGGACGAAACUUUCAUGAAGCGAAAUCAGCAUCAGAUGUUUUGAUUCUCUGGAUGGACUGCGCUGAAAGGACUUUUAAAUGUUCCCUUUUCUUUCUGAAUGAACUGCAAAAGCCAAUCACUUUGUGCUUAUGUCACUUUUAUAAAUUUUAUCGUCUCCUCACAUGCAUUAUACUGCAAAUUUUUGCUGUUUGUAAAAAAAAAAAGUUGGGUGUGUGCGUGUGUGACAGGAAUGUUUUCACAGUGGAAUAAACAUUUUUGAUCAAACUGUA